Molecule: messenger RNA, 987 nt
Organism: Sporisorium graminicola
Lineage: Eukaryota; Fungi; Basidiomycota; Ustilaginomycetes; Ustilaginales; Ustilaginaceae
Exons: 1
Coding region: 1-987 (328 amino acids)
Biological process (GO): regulation of endocytosis
Cellular component (GO): endosome
Molecular function (GO): GTP binding; GTPase activity
Source: RefSeq, a predicted model, not a curated record
AUGGCGCCAAUUCGCAUCCCGUCUGGCACCUACGCCUCGUCCUCAGCCGUGUCUGCGGGCGCCUCCACCGCGCCACCCUCCUCUGGGUGGGACUACAUCCUGAAGUUCAUCCUGAUCGGCGACUCGUCCGUCGGGAAAUCCUCUCUCCUCGUGCGCCUCACCGACGACCGCUUCCUCGCCGACCCGGACCCCACCAUCGGCGUGGAAUUCGGCUCGCACCUCAUCCGGCUUGAGAACGGCGAAACGGUCAAAGUCCAAGUCUGGGACACGGCCGGGUCGGAAUCGUUCCGGUCCAUCACGCGCUCCUACUACCGCGGCGCGGCGGGUGCGCUGCUGGUCUACGACGUGACGCACCGUGCGAGCUUCUUGAAUGUCAAGAGCUGGCUCGACGACGUGCGUGCGCAUGCCGAGGAGAAGGUCUCGGUCGUCCUCGUCGGCAACAUGUACGAUCUCGUGCAGGACGAAGACGAGACGGCGCCUUCAGAAGAGGCGGGAGGAGAGGAGGAGCUGACCAGGAGAAAACGCAUGGAGCGCCGGCGCAGCAAGGGCAAGAAACGCGAAGUGAGCUUCGCAGAAGCCCAACAGUUUGCAGACAAGGAGGGCCUGCUGUUCGUCGAAGCCAGCGCAAAGACCGGCUACAAUGUCGCAGAGGCAUUCGCAAAGGCCGCGCGCGACGUGCAUUCCAAAUUCGAAUCUUCCGGCGACGCGGGCGGAGCGGGAGGGGAAGGCGGAGCAGACGAGGGCGCGAGAUCGGGUGGACGGUACGAUACGCUCGGUAAGCGGUCGAGGAUGAGGGCUGUGAGUGGCCGAGCGAAUGGCACGGUCAGCCUUGACCAGGCGGCAGGAAGGGCGGACGGAGGACAGCAGGCGAGGAAUGUCAGCGGAUUCUCUUUCCGUAGUCUCACCGGUGGUGGCGGCGGUGGUGCUCCGCAAGACGGCGAGGCGAGAGGGAACAGCGGAGACUCGCAGUGCUGUGUCAUUUGCUAA